AUGUAUUCUGGUAGUGAUUCAACAGAAUCGGCAAACUAUGGCCAGUGGCCAUUGAAUCCAGCAUUUUUUCAAAAUAUGCCCAAUGAACAAGUGGAUUGGGCUGCUUUAGCACAACAAUGGAUUCAAAUGAAAGAAGCAGGACCGCCUCUUCCCGAACCAAAACUACCUAAUAAUAAUUCAGAAGUAAAAGAGACUCCUCUAGUCCAAAAAGAAGUUCUUCCACCUGUUAUUCCUGAGGAUAAUGUAGCUAAUGCUCCUUGGAAUAGCGUGACAAACUCUAUUGAGUCUCAGGACAGUUCAUGGAAUUGGAAAACUCAACAGAAUUGGGAAUGGGGAAAUCCGGCAUGGAAUCCCCAUCUCAGUACUGCACCAGUUGUGAAUCCACCCUCUAAGACAACAUUGCUACCAAUAACUAAGGGAUAUUCAUCUAUAGAUGCGCCAAAAGAAACUUCAACUACUUCAACAGGUUAUACGAGUGUGAAGAGCAGUGAAUUUGGAAGCAGCUACAGUGGACAAUCUGCUCCGAACCAUUCACGAAAUUACAAACCUCAUAAUCGACGUUACAGUAAAGUGAACAUACCUAAAACUAACACUACGUCUCCAUCUCCUGCGGUCAAUAUUCCACAAAUUUCAGAGAUCGAAACCAGUAACUUAGAUGCUAAUAAGAGGAAACAGUUGCCUGCUUGGAUAAGAGAAGGUUUAGAAAAAAUGGAAAAGGACAAACUCAAACAAAUGGAGAGAGAAAAGGAGAAGGAGAAACAAACUUUAUUCUCUGAGAAAGUGAAAGAACAUGAAAAGGAGGCUAUGGAAAUAUUGAAAGACACAAUAAAUGAAAGAAGAAGGAGCAAAUUCGACAGUGAUGAUGAGCACAGUCCUAGGCCAAUUGAAGAAAAAGAGGACCCCGAACCUCUUAACUACGAUGACUUGAUUAUAUUAGUUCGAAGAACCAUGACGGAAAUUUUAUUAAAGGUUACAAAUGAAGCAAUUCAUUCAAUAUGUACAGAGGAGCGACAAAGAUACAUGAAAAAAACACAGAGUCUCGGGAAAGUCACUGGAAAAACAAAUGUAAAGGCUAAGCUUGGCUUGGGUAUGUAUGGCAGCGAUUCGGGUAGUGAAAGUGAUAAUAGCGAUUCAUCUACCAAGGACUCUGAUGAUGAACUGAAAAAUUCCAUACGGAAAAGAAAAGCAGAGUUUGUUCAAACAGAGAAAGGAAUCGAGGAUAAGUUACAGCAGGCUGAAAAGGAUAAGGAUAGUAAGAAGACUAAAGAUGAGGAGGAGGAGAACAGUUCAGAGAACAAUGUGGAAGAAUACACUCCUGAAAAGAAGAAAGAUGAAGGAGUAACAAAAAAUAAGGAUACAAACUCAAAACAUCGUCGGAGUUCCUCUCGAAGCUCGGAUGAGAGUGAUGAUGAGUCCAGCCACCGAAAAUCAUCUUCGAGCAGGGAAUCUUCCUCAAGCACAAGGAGACGACAUAGGAAUAGGUCUAAGGGCAGAGGUUUCACGCCAGAGAAACGAAAGAAACACAAAUCCAAAAGGUCUCGUUCCAGAUCUCAUGAUAGGAGACAUUCUUCGGACUACAAAUAUAAAAAGGAUAGGAAUCGUUCUGACAGAUCCAGAAGGUCUAGAUCGAGAACAUCAAGAUCAUCGAGGAGGUCCCGAUCUCGGUCUUCUUCUUAUAGAUCUAGAAGAUCCCCCGACAGAAGCUCUCGAUCUAAACGGAAACGUUCUAGGUCGCCAUAUUAUUCCAGCAGAAGUUCGAAAAGGUCGAGAUCAAGGUCACGUGGAAGAUCCUCAAGAAGGUAAUGAAUACCAAAAUGAGGAGCAAAGAACAAUCUUGUUUUUAUUUAUUCCAUAUAGAUUCGUUGUGUUUCUCUAGUUGGAGAUCAAUAUUCCGGUUGUUUACUUUAUUUUCACUUGUUUCUUGCAUACUUUUAGGGUUUGUAAAAAAAAUGUAACUUCACUUGCAGUUUAAGUGAGGUGCACUUCUUUUUACUCUUUGACAUUGAAAUGUUUCAAGAAGUUAUGUGAAAGUUGAAUAGUGAGCAUAAAAUAUUUUUGAAAUCUUUGUCAUGUGGUUUAGUUCCCGUGAAAAUUUGGAUUUCAGAAAUGAUAUCGGACUCAAUGAGAGCAUAACAUUGUUUUAGUGAAUUUAGUUGUAAUAUUUUAUAAAAGUAUAUUCGUUGCUUGACUUCAUAACUUUUGAUGUUCCAAAAAGGGUUAAAUUGUAAUUUAUACUGUAGAUAUUUUUCCUCUAUAUUGUAUCUGAAUUGUGAAAUAUUGAAUGAAAAUAAUUCUUUUGGCUUU
Messenger RNA from Coccinella septempunctata (seven-spotted ladybird), 2304 nucleotides. Its product is annotated as arginine/serine-rich protein PNISR. The transcript has a single exon. Bases 1 to 1803 code for a protein of 600 amino acids. Gene Ontology annotation, cellular component: presynaptic active zone; nuclear speck. Lineage: Eukaryota; Metazoa; Arthropoda; Insecta; Coleoptera; Coccinellidae. The record is from RefSeq and is a predicted model, not a curated record. Gene Ontology annotation, molecular function: RNA binding.